Molecule: messenger RNA, 1332 nt
Organism: Oryctolagus cuniculus (rabbit)
Lineage: Eukaryota; Metazoa; Chordata; Mammalia; Lagomorpha; Leporidae
Gene: PRSS45P
Product: Putative serine protease 45
Biological process (GO): proteolysis
Molecular function (GO): serine-type endopeptidase activity
Source: RefSeq, a predicted model, not a curated record
GGGAGUCCGCGAGGCAUGGCGGCUGCCUGGUCACGUGUGGGCGUGGUCACGUGCUCCGACGCCAUCACUUGCGGGCCUCACAGCCGCCACAUGCCACCAGCUCCAGGCCUCAUGGCCGCCGCGCUGCGCAGUGGGGGUGCUGGGUCUGUAGCCUCGAGGCGCUGGGUCCUCAGCCUCCGGGUCACGCUGCUUCUGCUGCUGCUCUCGCCGCCCCUGAACUCGGGUUACACAGAGGACAGCACCAGACAAGGUGGGUCAGAUUGUGGUAAACCCUGGUGGGCAGAUGAUUUUGCCAAGACCCGCCACUGGCCCUGGGAGGUGAGCCUGCGGAUGGAAAAUGAGCACAUGUGUGGAGGGGCCCUUAUUGACUCCAGCUGGGUGGUGACUGCUGCCCACUGCAUCCAAGGCACCCAGGAGUACUCGGUGAUGGUAGGCUCCUCCAAGCUGCAGCCUGUGUCUCCUAGCAUGGCACUCUGGGUGCCCGUGAAGGACAUCAUCAUGCACCCCAGGUACUGGGGUCGAACCUUCAUCAUCGGCGAUGUUGCCCUGCUCCGUCUUCGCACUCCUGUCACCUUCAGCAAGUAUGUGCAGCCCAUCUGCCUCCCGGAACCCAACUUCAGCGUGAAGGUUGGGACACAGUGCUGGGUGACUGGCUGGAGCCAGGUCAAGCAGCGCUUCUCAGCCAACACCACACUGACUUCAGAGCUGCAGGAGGCCGAGGUGUUCAUCAUCGACAAUAAGAGGUGUGACCGGAUUUACCACAGGAAGUCCUUGUACCCCCGCAUUGUGCCCCUUGUCCUGGGCGACAUGAUCUGUGCCACCAACUAUGGGGAAAACUUGUGCUAUGGUGACUCCGGGGGGCCGCUGGCUUGCGAAGUGGAGGGCAGAUGGAUUCUUGCUGGGGUCUUGUCCUGGGAGAAGGCCUGUGCCAGAGCCCAGAAUCCAGGCGUGUACACCCGUGUCACCAGAUACACCAGCUGGAUCAAGAAGCAGAUGAGCAGGGGGACUCUCUCAGGUGCCCGCACCUCCCCCUGGCUCCUACUCCUGUCCUGGCUGCUGCGGCCCCCGCUGGGCCUCUGACUGCUUUCCCCUUCCUCUUCCUGCCCAGCCUCUGCUGAAUGGCACCAGAUGGACUCGGGCCAAGUGUCCACACUCACCAAGAGUCAGGGCAGGGAAGGAGUGGCCCUGGGAGCUGGGGCCCUUCUCUGGUGUCCCAGCAGAAAGGGGUGUGGUGGCUGACUGGGCCCUGGGUAACCAGGAAGAGGGAAGUGUGGCCUAGAAGGUUGUAGAAAGGGCAACCAGGAUGGCAGGCAUUAAAUUUGUGCAAACAAA